AUGGCACCCAUCGACCUCCGCCUCCCCGCCAAGCCCCCCGCGGUGAAGUUCCCAGAUGUCAACUUUAAGGAACUUCACCGAGGAAUCGGUAUCCCGAUUCCCCCGGCUUUCUCUCCUCCCUCUCCUCCCACCUCCUCCCCCCUCGCCACGUCUGCCCCUCUGGGAACUCACCAGACGUCGGCGGGCGACUUGUACCCGUCGCCCGAAUCCGCCUCUUCUCUCGAGGCUUUCGGAGAUCGUCGACGCCCCCACGACCGACACCGUGGACGACGAGAGAGAGAUGUUGCGGCACGCAACCAGGGCAGUAGGGCCCAAGCCUCCCACCGACAACGCUCUCCGUACGAGAGCUCCUCGCCUUGCCAGCGAGGCCAAGUGGGACGCCGCCACCGCUCGACAAGGACUUCUCGCCGAGCAUCUCCGCGUUCCCCCUCUCCCACCAGCCACCUCUCUGCCGCAGCCAAAGAGCGGCAAGAAGUACACGAGUACUUCUUCUCGUGCCUGCGCACCGGCAGCACGGAGCUCACGGCAGAGGAGCAAGAAUUCCUGGUGGGAUACCUCUCGGUGUCGCGGGAAGACGAGCGGGAGCUCGUGCGCGGCCUGGUCAGGCAGCUUGAGUGGUCAGGGUGCAGUGUCGCCCUGAUCUACAAGCUCGCCGCGUGGAUUCAUUUCCACGACGGUUGUGACCAGACCGUUGUCGGGCUCCUGACGAGCCGUCUCUCCCUCCCCGAUGCCCUCGAUCGGAUGAGAUCCAUCGAGAAGGAGGAGGAACUGGUGAUGUGCCGAACUAUAAUCGGCAUCAGCGAGAAGCGGCUCGCUAAGCGAGGCCGCCAGUAG
This is a messenger RNA of Annulohypoxylon maeteangense, 834 nucleotides long. RefSeq lists its product as uncharacterized. The record is from RefSeq and is a predicted model, not a curated record. Lineage: Eukaryota; Fungi; Ascomycota; Sordariomycetes; Xylariales; Hypoxylaceae. The coding region runs from base 1 to 834 and encodes 277 amino acids. The transcript is spliced from 2 exons.